Molecule: messenger RNA, 1140 nt
Organism: Fraxinus pennsylvanica
Lineage: Eukaryota; Viridiplantae; Streptophyta; Magnoliopsida; Lamiales; Oleaceae
Source: the annotation of a GenBank genome assembly
AUGGAUCUCUUCUCUAUUUCUUCUUCAUUUCAUAUUCUGAGUCUCUGCGUUUCCAUUAUCCUCUUUUUUGGAGGUGCAUUGGGUGCUACAUUUACAUUUGUGAACAAAUGUGAGUACAUGGUAUGGCCGGGGAUACUAGCAAAUGCCGGUAGUCCUAGUCUCGACAGCACAGGAUUCGAGCUCUCACAGGACUCUUCCCGGACAUUCAAUGUCCCUACGGGAUGGUCGGGUCGGAUGUGGGGCAGAACCGGCUGCACAUUCGACGGAUCCGGAUCAGGUUCUUGCACCACUGCGGACUGUGGGUCGGGUCAGAUGGGAUGCAACGGCGCCGGUGCAUCCCCACCAGCCACUCUAGCAGAGUUCACCCUCGGAACCGGCGGUCAGGACUUUUAUGACGUCAGUUUAGUUGAUGGGUACAACUUGCCUAUGAUUGUUGAGCCCUCAGGCGGCUCGGGUUUGUGUGCUUCGACGGGUUGCGUGACGGAUCUGAACCGUGUCUGCCCAAGUGAGCUGCGAGUAGGUGGUGGGGAAGCAUGUAAAAGUGCGUGCGAAGCUUUUGGUAGUCCGGAGUAUUGCUGCAGCGGCGCGUUUAACUCACCCACCGCCUGCAGGCCGUCGGUUUAUGCCCAGAUGUUCAAAUCUGCUUGCCCCAGAUCCUAUAGCUAUGCUUAUGAUGAUCCUACCAGCACUUUCACUUGCGCUGGUGCAGAUUAUACUGUAACUUUUUGCCCCUCCAUGCCAAGUCAAAAAUCUUCAAAAGAUCCAACACCAACAACGACAGCACCAGUGACAACAACUGAUGGGUCCAUAUCCGGGUCGUCUACUGGUGGGUCUAUAUCCGGAUCUACUACUGAUGGGUCUAUAUCCGGGUCGUCUACUGAUGGGUCUAUAUCCGGAUCUACUACUGAUGGGUCUAUAUCUGGGACUGGUACAACAGGCACGGAUGGAUCCGAAACAGGAUCCGGAUUGGGGGUGACGGGUGCGGAUCUGGGUUCAGAAUCUGGGUCAGGAUCUCAAGCUAUACUUACAGAUGGAUCAUGGUUGGCUGGUUUGGCAAUGGGUGACUCAACUAAAAUUUACACUUCAAAUUCUGCCCUAAUUGCCUUAGCUCUUUUUACCCUCUCCAUUAUUUGUUUGUAG